ACUCUGGAGUGAAGCCGUCGUCGCUUGUGCUGUUAUAUUUUGGUAAAACGUGGGCGGAAGUGACCCUGUGUUUGUAUAUUCCGUUAGCAAUGUUGCUGCUCGUCACACGGCACUUUUUCUUAAUGUUCUUCGCUACAACUAAUGAAAAUGAGUAGUGGUUCAAAUCAGAGGACUUUGUUCCAGGCAUGGGGUGGAUCCGUUUCUCAAAACAAAGUUGUUCAACCGAAAAAAGAUGUCAAGAAAGCCGCUGGACGGCACAGAACGACCCCAAGCAACACCACACAGGUAGCUAAAACAAACCCUCCUCGAAAUUCCCCAUGGACUGAUACAGGUCAGGGGUCCACAUACACAUCAGGGACCCCAGUGAGUCCAGAGGAGCCUAAACUUGCGUUUGAAGAUGACGAUGACGACGAUGAUCUGAUGGUGGUCGCUGUUUAUGAAGCUGAAAAGAACCUUCAACUUGACAAUGCAAACUGUUUUCAGCAUGACAACCCUGAAGGAACGGCCUGCUCAUCCUUCUCUUCUACCCCCUCAAGUGGGCAGACAUAUCCAGAUUUCCCUGGCUUUGACAGCUCCUCAGCUAAGGUAUGGAUUUACCCCACCAACUAUCCCAUCCGGGUGUACCAGCUGAAGAUAUCAGAGGCUGCCCUGUUUCAGAACACUCUGGUGUGUCUCCCCACUGGUCUGGGAAAGACCUUUAUAGCCUCUGUCGUUAUGUAUAAUUUCUAUCGAUGGUAUCCAUCUGGGAAAAUAGUAUUCAUGGCUCCCACCAAACCUCUGGUGGCACAACAGAUUGAGGCGUGUUAUAAAGUGAUGGGGAUCCCUCAGGCGCACAUGGCUGAGCUGACAGGCAGCACAGCAGCAAAGCAGAGACAGGAAGUGUGGAGGACCAAGCGAGUCUUCUUCCUCACCCCUCAGGUCAUGGUGAACGAUCUGUCCAGAGAAACCUGCCCGGCUCGGCAGGUCAAGUGUGUGGUGAUCGAUGAAGCCCACAAGGCGCUGGGCAACCAUGCCUACUGUCAGGUGAUCAGACAGCUCGGCAGCCAGACUCAGCAAUUCCGCAUCCUGGCCCUCAGUGCAACUCCAGGGGGAGACACAAAGUCCGUGCAGUCCGUGAUCUCUAAUUUGCUCAUCUCCCACAUUGAGCUGCGUUCAGAUGAGAGCCCAGACAUCCGGGCUCAUUCGCACCAGCGCAGUGUGGACAAAAUGGUGGUUCCUCUCGGAGAAGCUCUUUCUGCUCACCAAUCUCGCUACCUCCAGGUCCUGGAGAAAUUCACGUCUCGUCUGGUCCAGAACCGUGUGAUGGCAAACAAAGACCUGCGGACUCUGAGCAAAUAUCAGCUCAUCCUCGCCAGGGAUCAGUUCCGCAAGAACCCACCGCCAUCCAUCAAGGGUCCACAGCAGGGAAUGCUGGAGGGUGACUUUGCUCUUUGCAUCAGCCUGUACCAUGGCUACGAGCUGCUGAUGCAGAUGGGCCUCAGAUCGCUCUUCUAUUACAUCCAGGGAAUAAUGGAUGGAUCCAGAGAGAUGUCCAGGGCAAGAAAUGAGCUGCAGAGGACUCCCACCUUCAUGGACCUUUACCAUGAGAUGGAAGCAAUGUUUACAAAGCCAUCUGCUGGUCCAGAUGAGCCAUUCAUUUACAGUCACCCCAAACUGGAGAAACUGGAGGAGGUGGUGCUGCAGCAUUUCAGACGGUGGACUGAGAGCUUGGCAGAGUGUAAUGGUUCAGGUCCUCAGGAAGUAAGCACACGUGUGAUGAUCUUUUCAUCGUUCCGUGAGAGUGUACAGGAAAUUGCAGCUAUGUUGAACCGCCACGCUCCCCUGAUAAGGGUCAUGACCUUUAUGGGCCAAGCCUCUGCAGGGAAGGGAGUCAAAGGCUUCACCCAAAAAGAGCAACUGGAGGUGGUGCACAGGUUCCGUCAGGGAGGCUUCAACACGCUGGUGUCGACUUGUGUAGGGGAGGAGGGGCUGGAUAUCGGAGAGGUGGACCUCAUUGUCUGCUUUGAUGCACAGAAGAAUCCCAUCCGGCUGGUGCAGCGAAUGGGGCGUACUGGGCGUAAGCGGCAGGGACGCAUUGUUGUCAUCCUGGCCGAGGGACGUGAGGAGAGGACGUACAACCAGAGCCAGAGCAACAAGCGCAGUGUGUACAAGUCCAUUAUCAGCAACAAAAAUGGGUUUCACAUGUACCCCAGUAGUCCCCGUAUGCUGCCUGAGGGGGUGAACCCCACCCUGCACAAGAUGCACAUUACCUGUGGCCAGUUCGACCACCAGGAGAGCAGCAGGCGAUCUGUCAGGGGUCGACGGUCCCACUCUGAGGGACGGUCCUCACUCAUUCACCCUCAAAAUCUAAUUCAGCAUGGCAAUGCAAAGGCAGACGGAUUUCUGAGCUGUACUGAAUAUUCCCUCUGGGCGUCCACCAUGAAGCUGCAAGACGAUGAAGCUCAUCCGACCCUGAAACAGUCGCACUUCAUGUCCUUACCCUCUGAUUUACCACCUCAGGAGGAGGUUUCCAAAAGCGGACCACCAUCCAGAGAGCUUUCUUUGUCGGAAUGGAGACAUUGGCAGCACAAAACGUUUCCUACCCAUGUUGUUGAUCAUUCCCUCCGCUGCCACCACUUCAUUAAAGUGAUGGAGCUCAUAGACGGCAUGAGAGAAGAAAGCGAGGGUGAAUGUCGAUACGAACAGGAGCUUCUUCCUUACCUCCACAAAGCAGAUGGUCAGGUGGAGAACGGACGGAAGAGACAGAAGAGAGAAAAGGCCUGCACUAAAACUACUAACAACAAACCCAAACCAUUUUGCCCAACGUUGUCUGAUCUGGACUGUGACGAGGAGGACGCGGAGAGGCCCUUUGCUCUUACAAAACCAAGACUUCCUGUACGUUAUAAUUCUGAGGCACCUUAUGAUGACAUCAAAGACCUUCCAGGACCUGAGGCAAUUUGUCCUCGUCUAUCAAUUAAUGACUGUCCAGAAGCUGACAUCGAUGAUGACUGUGUCAUUGGUAAUGAGGGUGUCAUACAAUCACAGCACAGUCGACUCGACGAACCUGUCAAUUUAGACAGAAUUUCACAGUUGGUUACAAAAUUUGAUGAAGAUGAAGAUGUUGAACUUCAGGCCAUGUUCUACCUUCAUAAAUCAGGUUCAGCAUCUCCUCCCUCCCCUGCUAAACUCCGCCCAGGAAGAGAAGAAAGUCUGAAGGUCAUUCUAGCCAACGUGGCAGAGCUCCUGUCCCGAACUCCGCCGUCACUACCUGAAGAUUUGGAGGCCAGCGUAGCUGCUCCAUCAUCUUCUCCCUCUCCUCAGUGGCAUCAUCAGCCAUUCCAGGUCAGCUUUACCCUGGAUGUGGACGACGACAAUAAUGACGUUGAAGUGAUGGUGAGCGACACAGAAAAUGCCUCCUUGAGGGCAGACUCAGAUGAGCCUUCAGUGGGUAAAGAGGACAACAAAGUCAGCCGUGAUCGGCCUCGUCUGAACGAGCAGCUGAGCACCAGCGGGGGCAGCAUAGCAGCAGACAGCCCGACCUGGGAUGAGGUUUUUGGGGAAGAAGAGAAUGAUAAUCAUGAUGUAAGAGAUAACGGCAAAGAGACAGAGGGUAUAUUUAAGCAGGAAUGGGUUGAUGAGGAAGUAAAAAGCAAGAAUGAGAGCAUAACAGCGGAAGAAGUGAGUUACUGGGAUGAUGUGAGAAAUGAGGAAAUGCCAGACUUGACAGAUGGUGGUUUCAAAGGCACACACAUGGACCCUCAGAUGGACAGCAGCAUGGAUUUGUUCGGGGAUGAUGAAGCUUUCCUGCAGAUGACCAUCCCAGACAUCUCCACUCCUGGUGCCACACCUGUGUCGUACCCUAAAGCCAAAAACAUUGCUAAUAGCAGAAAUAUGUCAUGUGGCACUGCACACACAGCUGAAAGCACACAUAGCGUAAACACAGAGCACACAGAUGAUUUUGCACGCACAAAGCACAGAAGUCUUACUCCACAUGCCAGGCUCGUACCUCAGGACACAAACGACCAAAGCGCUUCAGGGUCAGAACAUAACGCACACACAGAAGCAACAAAUAAACAUGUAACAGACAAUUCAGUGCAACAAAACACUGAGUCAGUAGACAGCUCCCAUGACUACUUCUCUGUCAACUUUGACCUUGGCUAUUCACUGGAGGACUCUGAGGAAGAGGAAGGACAGGACGUCCCUGUCCCAUAUACAUCGACCGCUCCGCUGUCUAACAUGCAGGUUGUCUCUAACUCUUCCACUCCCUGUAACCGCUUCCAUGCACCGAGAAUUUCUCUGAAGUCUAGUGGAUCCAAGUUAUCUACACCGCAAAUGUCAGAGCACAGGAAGAGAGAAACGUCCUCUCUUCUGUCUUCGCCUUUAAUGUCCGAAAGUGGUCCACUGCCAUCUCCAAUCACAUCACCAGGAGUGAGGCGGACGUUCUCGCCUGGUCACACCGGGCCUAGCACCCCAUCUUUCCUUUCUAGAUUAAAAAGGAGACGACUGGAUGUUCGCACCACCGCCGAGAGAGCGGCAGGUGUGGAAAACAGUUCACAUCAGGGGUCCGUUUGUGUGGAUGGCUCUCUUCCGCGUCCAGUGGAGUGCAACAGUGACAGCGAGGAGGAAGUUGUGGUUCGUAAAAGACAUCAGAAUAAGGUCAACCCUCUGUCAUCUCCGGAAGUGUCAAAGGUCACCAGUGAUGUUGACUCCCCGGUGGUUGUGAACAGGAAACGUGUAGCUGCACUUAAUACAUCUGAAGAAAUGGAGGGUGGAGCUGUUUCUGAUGAUGAUUUCCAGAAUGGGUCAGUGUUCACAUGCAGACCCACAGCGGCUAAGAGGCAACAAGUCCAGCAGAGCAAAGCCAAGCACGGCCUAUGUCGAAAAGGGCGUCAGUUCCUGGAUGAAGAAGCCGAGCUGUCAGAGGAAGACGAGGGGGCAGAUGUGUCAUCUGAUGAAGAGGAUGGAGAGGAGCUGAAUCAUUCUCUUGAAGGCUUUGUGGUCGACAACACACACUGCUCGCAGGAACUGAACGAGUCGGAGAUGCAUGGUGUUUACCUGAAGUCAGUGAGAAGCCCCGCAGUCCGGGGCAAGUUUAAAAUGUCUUACAGAAGUCAUCACAACAUGGACAUAUUUUCCCAGGUGCCAGAGAUGGAUGAAACAUAUGCAGAAGACAGUUUCGUGGUGCACAGUGAGGUAGAUGAGCUGGAAAGCAGCGAGGAAGAGGCUGAAGACAUUGAGCUUAUGCCUGAAGACUCGUAUGUUGACGGGAAGAGGCAGUACGCCACCAGACGGCGUGUUUUCCUGCACAAGGCCAGAGCAAAAGCCGGAGCUGGCACUAAGACUACAGCUGAAGCUCCACCAGAGCCAAGAGCUGAAGUGAAGACCAAGCGAAGCCGUGUCAUACGCAUCAAUGAUUCCAGUGAAGACGAAACAGAGGAAGUUAGACGUGUCACAACUGGAGGGGGUGUUGCUGCCCCCCAGUGGCCAAAGACGGCACAGCCAGAUCCCAGCAGGCCUCAGCCGCAGCAGGAACCCCCCUCCUCUUCGUCUUCAACCACAGCAUCUAAGGUCUCCCUGCCGAGCAAGGCACUGAGGUGCUCAGUGAUCGAAGGCCAGCAAAAUGAGAGGUGGCAGCAGAGAUUAGAAAAUCAGCAUUUGCUCUCUGAUGAACUGGACUUUGAGGAGUCAGACAUGCUGUUCACCUCUGAGAAACAACCCCAGGCUCUUCCUCUCACCUCCUCAGUACCUCAGAAGUCCACUGGGCAGGAUUCAUCAGUUGGCGAGUCCCCUGCUUCAUCCGGACCUGUUGGCAUCCUGGCGGACAGCCGCUGCAUCAGCAGUGGAGUGGAGCUUAUGACCUGCCUGCGUCAGCGUCACGCGACCACCGUCCACGUUUGCUCGCUGGACGGCAGCUACUUCAUCGUCAGCAACCGCAUGGCAGUAGAGAGGUACAGCCAAUCAGAUUUGGCCACAAUGCAGAACCGGAAGCGACUGGCUGAACGAGUGAGCAGCUUGCAGGGAUUGUUUGAGCGUGUUUGUCUGAUAGUGGAGAAGGACCGAACCAAGCCAGGUGAGGUGCUGCGUCCCUUCAAGCGAACACGUUACUAUGAUAGCACUUUGACGGCACUGGUGCGGACCGGGGUGCGUCUGCUGUGGAGCGGCGGCGCCGAAGAGAGCGCCGGUUUGUUGGCUGACCUGGCACGGUUGGAGCAGCGUAAAGGUCAGGGCAUCGCUGUACCGCUGGAAGUCAAAGGGCAACACGGUCAGCAGGCCCUGCAGCUGUUCUUGAGCCUGCCGUCCGUCAACUACGUCCAUGCUCUCAGCAUGAGCCACAACUUCCGGUCAAUUGCUCAGCUCAUUAACAGCCCCAUUGAAGCCAUACAGAGGGGAGGCUGUAUGAGUCGGUCCAGAGCUGAGGAAGUGUACCGCUUCCUGCGCUACUCCUGUGACUCCUUCCUCAUGAACACAUCAAAAGCAGCAAAAAGCAGCUAGCAAAGGGGAGAAAUCACACACUGAGA
Messenger RNA from Scatophagus argus, 6497 nucleotides. It is a transcript of the gene fancm, whose product is annotated as FA complementation group M. The transcript is spliced from 24 exons. The coding region runs from base 142 to 6471 and encodes 2109 amino acids. Gene Ontology annotation, molecular function: nuclease activity; ATP binding; four-way junction DNA binding. Gene Ontology annotation, biological process: replication fork reversal; double-strand break repair via synthesis-dependent strand annealing; interstrand cross-link repair. Lineage: Eukaryota; Metazoa; Chordata; Actinopteri; Scatophagidae. The record is from RefSeq and is a predicted model, not a curated record.